This is a messenger RNA of Rhizophagus irregularis DAOM 181602=DAOM 197198, 363 nucleotides long. The record is from RefSeq and is a predicted model, not a curated record. NCBI's taxonomy places the organism in Eukaryota, Fungi, Glomeromycota, Glomeromycetes, Glomerales, Glomeraceae.
AUGGAAACUUGGGAAAUUGCUCAGAUAUUAUUGAAUUUCUUACAUUGGAGACACGUUAAGAAUGAUCAUGAUAUUAAGAAUGAUAACGGUGAUCAUUUAAUUUCCGGAGGAAAAUAUAUUUUCUCAAAAGAAGAAUAUAGUAAAUGGGUUAAAUCUUUAAAGAAUCGAAAUAAUGAUCCAGAAUUCCUUAAAGAUCACGAUAUAAUAAUUACUACAUAUGCUAUUCUUGCACAAUCAGAUAUAAAAGAAAAAAGUGGAUCUGAAAAAAUAGGAAUAAAUACUAAAAAAACUGAUAAAAAAGGAAUUUUUGAAGGAGGAAUAUUAUACUUAGAUCAAUGUUUAGAUGCAUCACAAACAAAAUAA